Messenger RNA from Daldinia vernicosa, 642 nucleotides. RefSeq lists its product as uncharacterized. Lineage: Eukaryota; Fungi; Ascomycota; Sordariomycetes; Xylariales; Hypoxylaceae. Bases 112 to 510 code for a protein of 132 amino acids. The record is from RefSeq and is a predicted model, not a curated record. The transcript has 3 exons.
GAGGCGCAACUGUUCUUAGCCUUCUCGCAUAAAUAGCCCCCUUUGACCGACUUCGUGCUGAUCUUAAGUGAUUUCCUGAGACUCCUCCGUUGCUCAGCAUACGCUCAAAAUAUGGCAUCCUCUCCCAUGAAUAAAUAUUGGAUUCCGCAUCUUGACAUCCACAAGAAGGUCAUCACUCAGGAGCUCCAAUACUAUCUGGGGCCAGAUGCCACCGUUAGACCGUAUACCCGAGAAGGAGAGGACGGCUUCCUAAUCUCUACACCCGGGCCAUGCUUGACAGACGAACAGAUUGACGACAUCUGCUUGAAAUCGAAGGAGAUGUGGGAGAAGCAGGCCGCAGCGCGCUCGCAAUUGAAUCCCGAGAGACCGCUCAAGCGCCCAUUACACCAGCCAGUGUUAAUAUCAAAUGGAUCCGGGGAGAGUUCAAAGCGCCGCGGAAAAGAUCGAAGAAGUCAUAAUUCUCGGCGACCAUACGAUGACAAGAAAGGGGGCGAGAUGUCCCGGAAGUGAGGUUUUGCGAACUUGCAAACUGUCUGGGAUGCGGCAGAUCGCCGAUGUAACGCAAACGCGCCGUGAGACAGGCGGGAGCACAACGCAAAGGACUCGAGGGCAUGCGUCCCACCGCCGAGCGGGACUUUGGCG